Molecule: messenger RNA, 1645 nt
Organism: Vitrella brassicaformis
Lineage: Eukaryota; Vitrellaceae
Source: the annotation of a GenBank genome assembly
GAAAAACUUCGUGAUGGAGUCAAGGAGAAGAAGGCCAGGUAAUGCAGCAGGAAGCCGAGCUCAAUUUGCAUGCUUUUGAUGAGCUGAUCACCUUUCUGCCAUCUUUCAGAUCUGGCAAGGCAAUGCGGCCAAUGGCAUCUGCGCCUGUUGGCCGCUGCAGCUCUGUUCCUUUCCCUGCCGCCGCCAGCUCUGUCAUUUCGCCUCCCCUCCCGCCUUGCAAGACGGUCGCAGCGCACAGCGACUGCAUCUUCACCGCCGGACAUGCAGCCCCGGCGAGAGCACUUCGAUAGCGCCGCCCGUGCACUACUGCCUCUUGCCGUCGCGCCCUUCCUGACAUCCCCUCUCCCCGCCUCUGCUGAGCCGUUCGACAAGCAGAAUAAGCUCCUGAAGGUGGCCGGCCUGCCGCCGGUCAAGCCGGAUGACGUGCCCAAGGGAUUCAAUCUGCUGGUGGACGUGCUGGAUCAGUCGGAGAUCUACGGCAGGGUCCGCGAGCGGGACCCCGUGAUUGUGCAGUUCGUCUACCCGUCUUCGUGGCUGGUCGUUCGGCCUGUGGUGGACAAGAAUGGGCAGAGCGGCACGAUCACCGCAGGCAACCAGAAGACGGAAACAGCUGCUCUGUUCGUGGUGCCUAACGACACCGGCGCGAAGGGCAAACUCAAAGACCAACCGGUGAGUAUAUUAUGGAGCGAGGGAAGGCGCAGCACGGUGACGUGACUGUGCCACAUGCCAUCAUUGCGUUUGGUUGUGUGUGUUGUGUGUGUUGUGUUGUGUUGUGUAGAUGAGUUUCUGGGAGGGUUUGGUUGGCCGCUGGAUAUCUCAGAAGGGCGAGACGAGCAGCGGCCUGAAGAUCCUCAGCAAGUAUGCGGCCGAGGCGUCUUCCAGCGAUGAGUACAUGGUCGUCAACUACCGAUAUGAGCUGGCCACGGGCGCGGGAUUCACAGUAUACAGGUACGACGGACGGACGAGCCACAGAACACACACACAAGGGCGCUCGCACUUGUGUCUGUCUUUCUGUCUGUCUGUCUGUCUGUCUAUCUGUGUGUGUGGGUGCGGUGCAGACGUGGUGUUGGUGCGGUGACGACGACAGACAAGUCGGUGGAGUGUCUGUUCACGGCCACGACGGAGGAGAAGUUCCGCAAGGUGGGCCCCACACUGCAGAAGAUCGUCGACUCGUUCCGUUGCUACCAAGACAGAGAGGCCAUCAAGGGCGCAAGGCUCAACAAGUCAGCCGUCAAGAAAGCUUAGCUUGACGAACGACAGACCAACGGUCCGCCCGAUGGGGCUGAUCAGACCAGACCGAUGGACGCUUCACGAAGUGAUUGCAUAGCAUGGAUGCGUGUGUUGUGUUGGUUGUGUUGAGCGGGAGUGAUUUUUCUUCCAUACCCUACGUGAGGGGGUGCGUGUGUCAGUCAUCUGCACCAGGUUGAGCAGAUGGCGAGAUGGAUGGAUGGAUGGAUGGGCACACGGGAGUGCCGUUUGGAGAGAGGGACGGGUGGAGUGGUGCGCCGGGGGCAUCCAUGGAGUGGGUGGACAAAUCACUCCAUCCAGCAGCGAGGUCAGAGAGAGACACAUUUAGGACGACCAACGACAGACAGACAGGAGAUGAAGAUGAAACUGUGGAUCCGAUUCAUAUGCCUCCCGAAAC